Messenger RNA from Aspergillus wentii DTO 134E9, 832 nucleotides. RefSeq lists its product as uncharacterized. The transcript is spliced from 4 exons. The coding region runs from base 70 to 756 and encodes 228 amino acids. The record is from RefSeq and is a predicted model, not a curated record. NCBI's taxonomy places the organism in Eukaryota, Fungi, Ascomycota, Eurotiomycetes, Eurotiales, Aspergillaceae.
AUCCUGUACGACAACCAUUUGACGUCACCUUGGUAGUUCCGGAAACACCGGAGAAUUGCUCACGAUGAGAUGGUGCAUACGGUGAACGAGGUUAUUAAUAUCAAGCAUGGAUGCAUGAUUGUAGCAGGAUGUGGUGUCUCACAAGCUCUGUCCGAGUACAGAGUACUUAGAGCGAGCCCACCUUGCUGUGCGUGGGGGUUCAGCUUCGAGUUUAUUUUAUCCUCGACACUUUUCAACAUGUUUGCUGGGCUUUUCAUACUGUUGGUUUUGGUGAAUGGCAUCGUUUGCGGUGGUGCGAAUAGAGGUUCGAGAUAUAACUUGGAGGUGGUAAGGGGUAGCAGAGGUAUCUCUCAGAUGCAACAGUUGAUCCCCCACCAAGCAUCGAAACAAGUGCAUGUCGACGAUGAAUCGACCGUAUCCGACACUCGUUUCGAAGACCACGAAGACAAAGUGACAAGCGGUACGAGAAUACAAAAGAACAGAAUCAACGGUAAUGAUCGUGCCUGGUUCUCGAGUGGACCCGGUUGGGAUGUCCGUGUGGAUUUGCGCAUGGGAUCGAAUAAUCGAAGAGUAUCCAGCCUAGACUGGGCGAAUAGAUGGGAGCAGGCGACGGACUGUCUUUCGUCCCAGGAACCCGAUAAUGUAGACAUGUUUGAGAUGGAUGAACUUGCACUCGAGGCGUUUUGGGAUAGAGUCUGGGAGUGCUAUCUUCCAUAUGCGUAUGGAUUGGAUGAUAGUAAAGACUCGCGAGAGUGAUAGAAUAAUGCGACAUGACCGCCGUUAGAAUUGAUCACUUCUCAUUCAUCUCUGUAGAUGUCUUCAACUUCAUGCG